GAGCUGGACGGCUUCGAGGGCGAGGCCUCGAGCACCUCCAUGAUCUCGGGCGCCAGCAGCCCGUACCAGCCCACCACCGAGCCGGUGAGCCAGCGCCGCGGGCUGGCCGGCCUGCGCUGCGACCCCGACUACCUGCGCGGCGCGCUCGGCUGCCUCAAGGUCGCCCAAGUGAUUUUGGCCCUGAUUGCAUUCGUCUGCAUAGAGACCAUCAUGGAGUGCUCCCCGUGUGAAGGCCUCUACUUUUUUGAGUUUGUGAGCUGUAGUGCGUUUGUAGUGACUGGAGUCUUGCUGAUUCUGUUCAGUCUGAACCUUCACAUGAGGAUCCCCCAGAUCAACUGGAACCUGACAGAUUUGGUCAACACUGGACUCAGCACUUUCUUUUUCUUUAUUGCCUCGAUUGUAUUAGCUGCUCUGAACCACAAGACCGGAGCGGAAAUUGCUGCCGUGAUAUUUGGCUUCUUGGCGACUGCGGUGUAUGCGGUGAACACGUUCCUGGCAGUGCAGAAGUGGAGAGUCAGUGUCCACCAGCAGAGCGCCAGUGACUACAUCCGAGCCCGCACGGAGUCCAGAGACGUGGACGGUCGCCCCGAGAUCCAGCACCUGGACACAUGAGCCCAACUGCCGGAGCCCUCCUCCCUCUCAUCCUUGUGCCCAGCCUUUCAACCAAGUUUUCUUUCCCUCGUCAC
Molecule: messenger RNA, 686 nt
Organism: Neomonachus schauinslandi (Hawaiian monk seal)
Lineage: Eukaryota; Metazoa; Chordata; Mammalia; Carnivora; Phocidae
Gene: CMTM4
Product: CKLF like MARVEL transmembrane domain containing 4
Exons: 4
Coding region: 40-612 (190 amino acids)
Cellular component (GO): membrane
Source: RefSeq, a predicted model, not a curated record